Messenger RNA from Atta colombica, 2463 nucleotides. Its product is annotated as titin homolog. The record is from RefSeq and is a predicted model, not a curated record. The coding region runs from base 182 to 2335 and encodes 717 amino acids. The transcript has 6 exons. Lineage: Eukaryota; Metazoa; Arthropoda; Insecta; Hymenoptera; Formicidae.
UGACAUACACAUAUCCAUCUUGAAGAAUCAUAAUCGAACUCGACCUCUCCGCCGAUCGACAGUUUAAAACUGCUUUGCGAUCAAUUUGAAACGUGUCUUGUAGGAGAAUCUGCCGUUGUUUCUCGCAUCGUCUUUUUGUUUUCGGGAUUCUGGUGUCAGUGCUUCUUCGGUGUUCACGAAAAUGAGCGAGAAGAAAACUGAAUCUCGGGAAUUUGACGAGAAAUUGAAGAAGGAAAAGCAAGAAAAAGACGCAAAGAAAAAAGAGCAAUUCAAGAAAUUAAUGGAAGAUGCCAAGAAGAAAGUGGAGAAAUUAACAGAAAAGCCUAAGAUAGAAACUUCGCAAAGCAUCAAGACUACGUCUAAAAUCUCUACUUCUAAUAAACUUAAGGAUCCUAAAGUUACAGAAACAUGUCAAAUAUCCAAGACUAUGACCGAAUUGUCUAUCUCCAGUAAGCCUGACAAUUCUGAAGCUAUAGAAGAAGAAUUCCAAAUGUCCAAAACAUUCACUUUUAUGCAACCUGAGACUUCCAAAGUAUGCCAAAAGCCUAACAUUACGUCAAAAAUUUACACUUCCAGCAAAGCUGAUCGUAAAUUUCCAGAAGUAUGCGAAAUGCCGAAGAUCGCAUCCGAAACGUGCACUUCUGACAAAUCUAAGAAUCGUAAAGUUCCAGAAAUGCACAAGAUUACAUCGAAAGAAUCCACCAAGCUAGAGACUUCUGAAAUUCCAAAAACAAGAAUGUUCCAAAUGCCCAAGACUACGUCCGAAGGGUCCAUCGAAUUUGAGACUCCUGAAAUUCCAAAAGCUGAAAAAAUGUUUCAAAUAUCUGAAAUGCUCAAAACUACGUCCGAAGGAUCCAUCGAAAUUAAGACUCCUGAAAUUCUAGAAGCUGCAAAGGUAUGCCAAACACCCAAGAUUAUAUCUGAAGAGUCCACCAAACUUGAGACUCCUCAUAUUUCACAAGUUGCAAAAGUGUGCCUACUGCCCAAGACCGAAGUGGACGAAGUCACCCGUAUUAUAAGUGAAACUUUUGAAGAUCCAAACAUUGCAGAAAUGUGCCAAAUGCCCGAGAGUUCUCAGGAAGUCCAGACUACGUCCGAAUCUUUCAACAAAAUAGAGGAAGUUGAAAUGUCAAAAGAAUGUUCAACGUGCAAUACCAAAAUCGAAAUAUAUGGAAAUACAGAAUCAUGCUUAAAGUGUAGUUCUAUACCGGCCAUUCCCAUAACAAGUGAUGAAAUGGAAAAACUAUUAAUACAUAGUAGAUCAAAACCUAUAGACGAUGAGUCCACUACUAUAGAUGAGCCUACCAAUAUAGCCUCUAUUCUAGCUAAUGAUUACAAGUUAGACGAGAAAGAAAAGGACGAUUUAAAAAAUUUCAUUAAGCUUGAAGAAAGUCAACUUGAAGAAGAUUUUAUUGAAGAGGACUCUACGAAAUCAGCUGAUGAUACUGGCAAAACAGUAAUGAUACCCGUCAUCGAAAAAGUUGAAUUAGCUCGAGACGUGAUUAAUGCACGUAAAUUCUGGCCACCUAUGUCAGCACCGAACUUUGAAGAACAUCAUUUGAUCCUGGCAACGCAUCAUUUAGUGCCCUCACUGCCGAUUGGACUCUUCGAAAUGUUUGCAGAAAUGAUCGAAGUUGUCACGAAGAAACCAGUUGUCUUGUUGCACGAGUGCAGAAACAACCGACCUAUCGCUACGGAAGUCACCGAUAUAGUUAUCUUGCCCGCGGCCGAAACAUGGAAAGACGGUGUACUCUUACCCGCAAGCUUUGUUUUUGAUCAUCGUUUAAAUAAAGACAAGUUAGCCAGCAUAUACGCCGAUGUAAUCGUCGCAAAGGAUCGUGCUCCGCAUAUUCAAAAUAUCAUGGAUUUGCGAGGAUAUAGAUGCGCUGUUCCAAAUGAACGACACCAAUUCUCCGCCGCUGGAUUACUCCUUAAUUAUUUGCACUCAAAAGGCGAAAACGUGAUAUUUUUUGGCAAUACACUCGAUGCUAGCACGCAGCUCCAAGUACUGGAAAUGGUCGCCAGUAAGCAGGCGGAAGUGGGAAUUCUGGAAUCAACGACGAUAAGAUGUAACAAGUACAACGUACCCGGUGUGGAUUCUCUUCACAUUCUCACCAGCCUGGGACCUUUGCCGCCCUACCGCAUUAUGAUCAAAAAUACAUUAGUGGAUGAACUGGCUGAAAAACUUACAUCUUAUCUACUAAACAUAGAUAAGUAUGAAGAAUGGCUGGAGCGACUGUCGCCCUAUGGCGUCAUAGGUUUUGCCAAGAACUCUAUGGAUUACUACAAUCUGAUUGAUAAAAAGUGCGUAGACACUAAGGUGCCCUACUAUUAAAAUUAUUUUACAUUAUUUAUUGUUUACUUCUGUCUUUUAUCGUUUUAUACAUAUAUACAUUUAUAAAUGAAUUCUCUUUUUUGCUUGAAUAUAACAUGUGAUAUUUUAUUAAAUUUAAAUAAAUAUAA